GCGUGAUUUGGGCCUUGAUGAAAUUAACAAAUUAAUUAAUAAUUAUCAUUUGUCAUUUAUGAUGUGAACGACUAUAUAUAAUAAUUAAUAGCCCAUGUGAUGACGUGCUGUAGAAGAAGCAAAUAGCUACCUGCAGGUCAUCAUGACAACAGCAGUAGAGGCAGACCUCUUCACUCCUGAGUUUAAACGUUUCAAAGCUAGGAAGCAGGACCUGGAUUUUAAAAAUGUCUUGGAUCUUGAUGAAGAUACAUUGUCACCUUUAAUUUCUAAGGUAUAUUUGAGAAAUGAAAGUGCCAUGACUCCAAUAGCUGGCCUGAAGCCUUGCACUGAUUGGAAUGUUUAUCAGUUUCCUUCAUGGCCAGGCUUGAUGAUAGUAAAAAACCCAUUUCUGCCUGGGUGCCAGGGCUACUGGAUCUCAAGAUGUCUGGCAGACUUCCCCUCAGACCCAGACAACAUCACCAACUUGUCUGCUCUGGGCGCUGAGAGAGGUGAAAGGUUAUGGCAAGAUUUUAUUCUCAAGGGAAGCACUGAACUGACCAAAGCAGAUAGGCUGAGACAACUGCGGUGGACAACAUUAGGCUACCACUAUAACUGGACUACAAAGGAGUAUUCAGCCGAGAAUGUGGGCCAGUUCCCCAGUGAUGUCAGCUGUCUGUCUCAGUACUUGGCUGCCUGCCUGGGCUUUGGGCCCUACAAGCCCCAGGCCGCCAUUGUCAACUAUUAUCACAUGGACUCCACACUGGCUGCUCACACAGAUCACUCAGAGCAAGAUCAUUCUGCACCACUCUUUUCCAUCAGUUUUGGACAGACAGCUCUAUUUCUGAUUGGAGGUGUGACAAAGUGUGUGCUACCACUAGCAGUCAAGUUAAAAAGUGGAGAUGUUUGUGUUAUGAGUGGACCUUCUCGGCUGGCUUAUCAUGCUGUGCCCAAAAUUUUACCUCCAACACAAGAAGAGUUCCCUGCUUACCUACAGCCUUUUGUUGGCUCUCUCACACCACAGAACUGUUGCUCGCAAGGUGGGUGUGGCCACAAGACUGACUUGUGUACACACACACAGGAUGGUGGGUGUGGCCACAAGACUGACUUGUGUACACACACACAGGAUGGUGGGUGUGGCCACAAGACUGACUUGUGUACACACACACAGGAUGGUGGGUGUGGCCACAAGACUGACUUGUGUACACACACUCAAGGACUUUUUCAGGACUUACUCUAUCAGUGCCCAGGGGAAGAUAAUCAUGCCCUCAACUUGGCGCCAUCUUUUCAGCAAUAUCAGAGAGAUAUUGAUCAAGUGAACUAUAAGAUUUACACUGUGCUAAAGACUUUAGAUUUGACUCCAUUUGCUAGAUAUUUGAAGUCAUCAAGGAUCAAUAUCAACAUUAGACAGGUACUACCUCAUGGUGUAACAUCUCUCCAACAUAUGCAGCAUUAACAUGGUUACCUUUUCAAAAUAAAUAAAAAUAUAUUCCGAC
Physella acuta is the source of this 1472-nucleotide messenger RNA. RefSeq names its product nucleic acid dioxygenase ALKBH1. Gene Ontology annotation, biological process: oxidative RNA demethylation. NCBI's taxonomy places the organism in Eukaryota, Metazoa, Mollusca, Gastropoda, Physidae. The record is from RefSeq and is a predicted model, not a curated record. Gene Ontology annotation, molecular function: ferrous iron binding; oxidative RNA demethylase activity; broad specificity oxidative DNA demethylase activity. Gene Ontology annotation, cellular component: cytoplasm; nucleus.